AUGGUUGCUAUUAUCUGCCUCCUCCCCCUCUCGUCUGCUCUUGCAGUCCAUCGCUCCGAAAGCUCUUCAAAUACGAAUGGCAACAAUCACUCCUCUUCCACAUCUUCAACUCUCACUCUCAGGCAAGAAGACUACAAGUGGUGCCACACAGAACAUCCCGGAACAUGUACCCUUGCAUAUAUCAUCGAUUUAACAAAGCCUCAUCCAAUCAACAUCCAAGUCACCGAUCACAAUUGCGAUGAUGCACUCGGUGGUGCGAGAAAUCUAGACAUAGGCUCCACUCUUGCGGAUUUCGAAACGGAUUCCAGACGAACAGAUCCGGUUACAAAGUUUGCGAUUAAAAGUGUCGUGAAUGGUAAGCCUGAGAUGACAGCAGAUGGAAAGGAAUUAUCAUAG
Botrytis porri is the source of this 396-nucleotide messenger RNA. RefSeq lists its product as uncharacterized. Bases 1 to 396 code for a protein of 131 amino acids. The record is from RefSeq and is a predicted model, not a curated record. The transcript has a single exon. Lineage: Eukaryota; Fungi; Ascomycota; Leotiomycetes; Helotiales; Sclerotiniaceae.